Molecule: messenger RNA, 914 nt
Organism: Myzus persicae (green peach aphid)
Lineage: Eukaryota; Metazoa; Arthropoda; Insecta; Hemiptera; Aphididae
Product: zinc finger protein MSN4-like
Exons: 3
Coding region: 384-854 (156 amino acids)
Source: RefSeq, a predicted model, not a curated record
CUCGGAGGUUGGAAGUCUACCUCCAUAGUUCGUAUAUUCAUUGUUCCAUGACCCAUAGUCACAUACUCACGUGUACUCUGUGUGUGUUUACUCUAUGGUCCAGCAUGAGUAUGGCAUGAAAAUGCACCAAUAGGCACAUGGAAAAUACUGUAAAUGCGUCAAAAUAUGUAAUCUACUUGGCAUUUUGUCAUGGUGUAAACGGCGUUUGGUCGUCCAUUGGCACUACUACAUAGUCCGGUGGUAUGUGGAGGGUGGAGUUAGAGUGGUUUGGUUAGUCUUUAAUUUGGCCGUCUGGAACAUUUAGACAUCUGACAUUUUCACUUUGCGGGCGAUUGCGGCUAGUUCAGGAAAUCGUGUGCAACUGUAAUUUCUGUACUAUAAAGAUGUCGAAAAAUCCAUUUGUAUGUAAGACGCGUAGACGAAAGAAGGCCAAAACAACCCCUACCCCUAUUGUCAAGCCAAAAGAGAAGGCAUUUUGCCCUCGUUCCAUGGUACGUUAUGAAGGAUCACCCAAUGACUACAGUACUAAAUGGGUGUGCAAAAUGUGCUUGAAAUGUUUGUUGAGUGAAGCAGCUGUUUUAAACCAUGUGGCCAGUUGCACUUCAUCAUCUCGACCACAACUUCCUGCAGUGCUAACUAAUAACAAUGAAGAUACUCGUUACAUUUGUGAGUUUUGCAAUAAAAUAUUUUCACGACGUGUAACACUAAAGAAGCACUUGGAAGAACAUGAAAAAUCGUCGAGCAGUCUUGGCUCAGAACAAUCUGACAACGAAGUUGAAGAUGAUCCUUCAAUGGCAGAUGAUGACGACAAACCUGAGGAGCCAAUUCCAUGCAGUAGCAAGGAUUUAAUUUAAUAAUUUAUUGUAUUUUUAUUAUUUUUUAAUUUCAUAUAAAAUAUCAUUUUUUUUUUUUUU